Molecule: messenger RNA, 2998 nt
Organism: Culicoides brevitarsis
Lineage: Eukaryota; Metazoa; Arthropoda; Insecta; Diptera; Ceratopogonidae
Exons: 2
Coding region: 214-2874 (886 amino acids)
Biological process (GO): peptidyl-L-cysteine S-palmitoylation; protein targeting to membrane
Cellular component (GO): Golgi apparatus; endoplasmic reticulum
Molecular function (GO): protein-cysteine S-palmitoyltransferase activity
Source: RefSeq, a predicted model, not a curated record
CCGAUGAAAAAAGUGCGCUUGUAGUGAAAAUUAUAAAAAAAAACAAAAAAUAAAAAAAAAAGUUUUAUAAAAUAAAAAAAAAAUUAUUAUAUAACAAAAAAUAAGAAAAAAAGGAUUUUAAUGAAAAAAAGGACAUGAAGUGAGAGCAAAGUGCUAUGAAAGGCGACGAUUUGGGUAAAAUUCACACAAUCGAAGUUUUGACUGAGUCGUAUCAUGCUCACAGAGCACCAACAACGAGAAUUUGCGGAAAAAGCUGAAGCAUUAAAGUUGCAAAAGCAGAAACAACAAGCGCAAACCUCCCGAAUUCACGAAUCGCCGCGUUGCUGUUCCUACCAAGACAACUUGGGCGCCAAUGAGUAUCGCAAGGAUCGUCGUGUACACGGCUUCCAGUUGCCCUUGCAUCCGUUGCAGAUCGCCGGUUGGAUCGCCAUUGUAAUUUUCGUGACAGCGGCAUUCGCAUUGCUGAUUCCCGUGUUGCCGCCGAACCUUCAGCCGGCUUUUUAUUGCGUGUUGACGGUGCUUUUUGUCGUGCACGUCGUCUCGCACAUCGCUGCGGUUUUGACAGAUCCAGCGGAUCGGGAGCUGCGACGCAUCAGCACAAGGCAAGUUGUUCCCGAAUUUGAUCGUGCAAAGCAUGCACACGUGAUCGAAAAUGGACGCUGCCAUUUGUGCAAUAUAAAAACAACUAGUAAUCGCACAAAACACUGCUCUGUUUGCAAUAAGUGCGUCGGUAGAUUUGAUCAUCAUUGCAAGUGGUUGAAUCACUGUAUCGGAGGCAGGAAUUAUGUGGCAUUCCUUAUGUGUGUACUGAGCGCCGUGAUUGCUGUUUUGGUUAUAUUGACCGCAUGCAUUGCGGAAAUUACUCUUUAUUAUUUUAAACCAGACUGGCUGAACAUAUGGAGCGACGUUGUCGCAGUAAAUGACACGUUACUCGACGAAAAUGAGGGAACAACGAUAAUUAAUGAAGUUAUUGAACAGACAAAUGCGACACUAAUUGGCAACUUGACAAAUGUGUUGAUCGGAAAUGGCACGGAAAACAACGAAACGCUCGUCGAAACACUCGAUGACGACGACAAAAAUCUCGGAUUGAGCAUCAACGGAACAAUUUUCGUGAUUUUCGCAGCAACUGUGGGACUUUUAGCGGCAAUUUCGGCAGGACUUUUACUGCAUUUGUGCUUUUUCCAUGUCUACAUCUCGUAUUUGGGCCUUACCACGUACGAAUAUAUCCGAAAUCAACGAACUUCAGCAACGAACGCUUAUCCGCCGCAAUAUACGCAGAAGAAUGGCACGCAUCACAAGAAGGAAAAUGGACUUCAGCAAACGUCAAAUGGGGGAAAUCAUCAAAAUGGGACCUCAAAUCGUCGAUAUACGACAUUUUUCCGGAGUAAAAGUGCUGAAGCGUAUUUUUGUUCGAACAUAAACCCAAUUUCGAACAGUGAAAAUGUCGCCCAUGUCGAUAUUGAGUCUCAAAAUCGCCCAAAAACGCUUUAUUGCUGCGACACAGUUGAAUCGCAUCAUCAUCGACACAAAGCUUAUUACAUGUGUUCGGUGUUGGAAGAUGCAAAUCCCGAAAAUUCCAUGAAUGAUCUCUCUCGAAUUAAUUAUUAUCCGGAAGAUGAGGCCCGAUACGAGUCUAAAACGUUUCAUUGUUGCUCGGAAUUUGUCGAAAAUCAACCUGCUGUCGCUACAGUUACGGGAAUUCUCGAGCAAUCACGUCGAGAAACGGCAUUUUUGCAUUAUACGGAACAAUGUACGUUCUGUAGUUUCAGGAUAAAACGUCCUGUGACGCGACAACAGCAACAACGGGUCUCUGCAUCGAUGGAGGAUAAGCGUUGUUGCAUCAAAACUGUCGCUACGAAGCAUCACAGAUGGCGACGAAAGUGGAAUUGUUGCUCGAAUGUCCCAGAUUCGCCCGAUGUUCCGAUGGCAUCGCAGUUUUUGACCCAAAAUUUGCCCAAUUCCGUCGUAAAUGUUCGCCAAAUGAACGAAACUGGCAAUCCCGAGACUUCGGAUCAGCAAAAUAACAAUUUGGAACAAGCGACAACGACAUCGACGACAAUUACGAUUAGCAGUUACGACGAAAAUAGUGCCAAUAAUAAUAAUUUUAGCGUAAUGAACGGGAAUAACGAUGCCAGUCCGAACAAUAAUUCCGCGCCAACGCCUCAAACGGACAACGUGCAAGAGAUAAUCACAAUCAGCAGUAGUUUGAGUAACAUUUCCUCCUCAUCGACAACGACAAUUAUGCCGCCAUCAUCUUCAUCCUCGAAUAAUCCGACGCCCUCGAAGCGGAUGCGAGUUCGAAGCAUUCGUCCCGUCAUCCGCCUUCGUCAUAUGUUCCGUGUACUCGGCAAACGGUAUCGUCGCCCGCGUUGUCGACACAUUGCCGCCGCUGCUCAAGUCAAACAGAACCAAAUUCGUCCCUUGCCGCAACAAAAUACGGGAAAUUCUCUCAUUGUGACGUCGCCCGUGCAGCAACAAGCAUCCCCGAAUGGACAAUAUUCGACUGUGACACAUCAAACAAUUCUCCCGACAUCCGCCAUCAGGAACGAAUCGCAACAACAACAUCUUCUCGUGUUGCCUGCACUUCCGCCGCCGCAACGGAGACGCAUUAAAACCACAGAAACAGACAUACAAGAGUUGGCAGAUACACUUACGUUGGUACAAGAGCAACAAACGCCAUCCACGAUAAUCCGUCUAUCGACAUCAAAGUCGCGUCGAAAGCAAAUUUUGCGCCCUCGAAGUCCUACGUUGUCGCCCAUUCACGAAUCGGGGUUGAGUAAUCCGACAUCUCCGUUACCAAAGCAUCGACAAAGCUCCGUGGAGACGCCAUCAGAUGAUAUUUUGCACAUUACUUCAGAGGACUGUAUUAAUUGAGCCUAAAAAUAAAAAUAAAAAAAAAAUUAUCCGUACCACUGUCUAAAAGAAAUCUCUAAAAAUAUUUCAUGUAAAUAAAAUAAAAUUAAAUUAUCUGUCUAACUAUCACUAAAAAUUAAUUAAA